CCCCUCUCCGACGACUGCUUCCGGCAUCUAGACGACCGAUUUCCCUCUCCGCCUCUAGACGACGGCUCACAGAUCUUCCCGCUUCAGUUUUUGGUAUAUCCACUCGAUUCAAGCUUUGAGCUUGUUUGUUUCACGAAAAAGAAUGAGCAAAGAAGAAAAUCCCCAGGUUACAAGAAGAACAACGAGAUUAUCAGCAUCUUCCGUCCUGAAUGCAAAUGAAAGCGCUACAAAAAUCGUCAAUCUCCCACCUCUUACGCUUCGUGACCUCGUGUUUGGAGAAGAAGAACCAUUAAGUUUUGAUGGUCUGAUUUCUAGUCUACCCGGAAGACGAAACCAAAUUCUCGAGAUUUUACGCCUCUUAGGUCCGGUGAAUUCUCCGGUAUCUCCAUUAUUUGUCUACGGUGGCACAUCGACCGGUAAGACAAGCACGAUUCUUCAAGUUUUUCGACACUUAAAUCGGCCAUUCGUGUACUCGAGUUGUAGGACUUGUUACAAUUCCCGCCAACUUUUUGAAAAUAUUCUGAAUCAGUUAUUGCUUCAUAGAAAAAGUGAAAGCAAUGGUUAUUCAAGUGCGAAGAAGUGUGAAAAGCAAGCGGAUUUUGUUAAUCUUUUGAAGGAAGCAUUGAUGGGCGUUGUAGAUAAUUUGAAGGGGAAUGCGGGCAGAUCUUCUAGCUCCAAGAAGACGGGAGUAUCGGCUAGUGGAAGUACGGUUUAUUUGAUUUUUGAUAGUUUAGAGCUCGUUAGAGAUUGGGACAAAAGUUCGACCAUUUUGCCUCUUUUGUUCAAGCUUCAUGAUAUAUUGAAGGUUCCUGAUGUGGGUGUGAUUUUUAUCAGUAGUUCGUCACUCGAUACCUACCAUUCAGAUACCGGUUUUGUUGAUCCUAUACCGGUUUAUGUCCCGGAUUAUACAGAAGAAGAUCUUCGACAAAUCUUCAUGAGAAACCAAUCAAACUCAAAACUCAGAUCAUCUUUUCUCGAUGUGGUACUGAAGCCUUUUUGUCGAGUAACAAGAAGACUCGAUGAGCUAUCGACUGCCUUAUCACCGUUAUUCAAGAAAUACUGUGAGCCGUUAGAUGAUCUCGGGGUUGUCCCUGAUGAAGACACGAAGAGAAGGUUGUUUAGUUAUCUUCAACCUCAUAUCGCUCCCGCUCUCAAUGAGAUAUUUCGAGUUAGAUCUCAACCGUCUGUAGAAACUGGAGGCAGGGACAAUCUGAAAAGGAAGAGCAGCUCGAAGAAAUUCGGAGUUUCUGAUUCUAUCGAUGAAAUCGACUUCCAUAUGUCCAUUUCUGCGAAAUAUCUUCUCAUAUCUGCAUUUCUUGCUUCCAGAAACCCGGCUACCCUUGAUGCAUCAUUGUUUGAUUCGACUGGAGGUUCCGCUAAUCAAAAAAGGAAGAGAAAAAGCUCGGAAAAAUCAAUGGAUCUGAAGGAAGCUUCGGAGCAAGAACAAUUCAUGAAAGGCCCCGGAACCUUUCCAUUGGAGAGAUUGUUAGCUAUAUUCCAAUGUAUCACAUCGGUUGCAGAAUAUUCACUCGAAGAAGAAGCAGCAGAAACGGGUUUAGACGGUGAGAAUGGGGAUACGGGUCUCAUGUCCGACAUUCUCUUGCAAGUAUCGAGUCUUUGCAACUCUAAUUAUAUAACAAAAGGCGGAAGCUGUCCACUAGAGGGCUCCACUCGAUACCGUUCCACAGUUAGCGAGGAUCUGGCCUUAAAAGUAGCAAGGAGCCUAAAGUUCCCACUUUCAAAGUAUUUGUACAGAAGAUAGCAGUUCUAACAAGUUUCACAUGAUUGAGAUUUGAAGGUAAGCUGUACUACUACUUAAAAGACCUUUUUUUUUAUGAUUGUGUAUGCCUCGACCGCUUGAAAUUUGGGGCGAUACGUUUGGGGCAUAAUGGUAAACAACCGCUCUACUGUUGUCACGUAA
This is a messenger RNA of Cynara cardunculus var. scolymus (artichoke), 1921 nucleotides long. Its product is annotated as origin of replication complex subunit 5. The record is from RefSeq and is a predicted model, not a curated record. Gene Ontology annotation, biological process: DNA replication initiation; DNA replication. The transcript has 5 exons. Bases 143 to 1762 code for a protein of 539 amino acids. Gene Ontology annotation, molecular function: DNA replication origin binding. Lineage: Eukaryota; Viridiplantae; Streptophyta; Magnoliopsida; Asterales; Asteraceae. Gene Ontology annotation, cellular component: nucleus; nuclear origin of replication recognition complex.